Salvelinus namaycush (lake trout) is the source of this 633-nucleotide messenger RNA. RefSeq names its product ras-related protein Rab-25-like. The record is from RefSeq and is a predicted model, not a curated record. Lineage: Eukaryota; Metazoa; Chordata; Actinopteri; Salmoniformes; Salmonidae. The transcript has 5 exons. Gene Ontology annotation, cellular component: recycling endosome. Gene Ontology annotation, molecular function: GTPase activity; GTP binding. Gene Ontology annotation, biological process: exocytosis. Bases 1 to 633 code for a protein of 210 amino acids.
AUGGGUGACGAAAGCUACAACUUUGUCUUCAAAGUGGUUCUGAUUGGUGAGUCUGGUGUUGGGAAAAGCAACCUGCUGUCUCGCUUCACCCAGAAUGAGUUUAACCACGACAGCCGCACCACCAUCGGAGUGGAGUUCAGCACCCGCACUGUUCAGCUGGAUAACUUCGCCAUCAAGGCUCAGAUCUGGGACACGGCAGGGCUGGAGAGAUACAGAGCCAACACCUCCGCGUACUACAGAGGGGCGGUGGGGGCUCUGCUGGUGUAUGACAUCACCAAGCACCUAACCUAUGAGAGUGUGGAGCGUUGGCUGAAGGAGCUGUACGACCACACUGAGCCCCACAUGGUGGUCAUGCUGGUGGGCAACAAGUGUGAUCUGGAUACCCUGAGGACCGUGCCCACCGAGGAGGCCAAGGACUUCACAGAAAAGAAUGGCCUCUUGUUUAUGGAGACGUCAGCUCUGGAUUCUACCAACGUUGAAGCUGCUUUCCAGGAAGUUCUCACAGCGAUCCACAAGAAGGUGGCCAGUCGAGAGGUGCCCCGCGUGUCCAUCACUGCCGUGACCCUGUCCAGUACUAUUGGACCAGCUAGCGACACCCAGGAGAAACGCAGUACCUGCUGCAAGAACCUCUGA